AUGUCAGGACCGAGGCCCGUGGUGCUGAGCGGCCCCUCUGGAGCGGGGAAGAGUACUCUGAUGAAGAGGCUGAUGAGGGACCACGAGGGCAUCUUCGGAUUCAGCGUGUCACACACAACGAGAAAUCCUCGACCGGGAGAGGAAGAUGGCAAAGACUACCACUUCACAACGAGAGAGGUCAUGCAGGAGGGAAUUGACAAUGGAGACUUCAUUGAAAAUGCAGAGUUUUCCGGAAAUUUGUAUGGAACGAGUAAAGCUGCCAUAGAAGACGUGCUGGCCAUGAACAAAAUCUGCAUCUUAGAUGUGGAUAUCCAGGGGGUGAAGAGGAUUAAAGAGACUGACCUGAACCCCAUCUACAUCUCCAUCCAGCCUCCAUCCAUGGAGAUCCUGGAAACUCGUCUGAGGGACAGACAGACAGAAACAGAGGAGAGUUUACAGAAGCGCCUGGAGGCAGCACGCAUCGAUAUGGAGCUCAGUAACGAGCCCGGAGUGUUUGAUGUUGUUAUCGUCAAUGAUGACUUAGAGAAGGCUUACGAGGAGCUGAAAGAUAUCCUCAAGGAUGAAAUCCAGAAAAUUCAGGAGGCGAAAUCAUAAGAAGGAAACAGUGACCAACCUUCACUGGAUGCAAAUAACCACAUCUAAAAUAAACUU
Messenger RNA from Cyclopterus lumpus (lumpfish), 651 nucleotides. It is a transcript of the gene guk1b, whose product is annotated as guanylate kinase 1b. Gene Ontology annotation, molecular function: GMP kinase activity. The record is from RefSeq and is a predicted model, not a curated record. The transcript has 7 exons. NCBI's taxonomy places the organism in Eukaryota, Metazoa, Chordata, Actinopteri, Perciformes, Cyclopteridae. Gene Ontology annotation, biological process: purine nucleotide metabolic process. Bases 1 to 594 code for a protein of 197 amino acids. Gene Ontology annotation, cellular component: cytosol.